This is a messenger RNA of Dromaius novaehollandiae (emu), 5849 nucleotides long. It is a transcript of the gene CACNG5, whose product is annotated as calcium voltage-gated channel auxiliary subunit gamma 5. Bases 3212 to 4051 code for a protein of 279 amino acids. Lineage: Eukaryota; Metazoa; Chordata; Aves; Casuariiformes; Dromaiidae. Gene Ontology annotation, cellular component: AMPA glutamate receptor complex; postsynaptic density membrane. Gene Ontology annotation, molecular function: channel regulator activity; voltage-gated calcium channel activity. The record is from RefSeq and is a predicted model, not a curated record. Gene Ontology annotation, biological process: postsynaptic neurotransmitter receptor diffusion trapping; neurotransmitter receptor internalization; calcium ion transport. The transcript has 9 exons.
CCGCAUUAGCCUUGUUCGUCUCAGUUGCCUUCUGAUUUCCCAAGUGCUGUAUGCUUGGGCUCCCCUCGGAGGCUGACGUGCUGCUGUGUUUUAGGGGGACCGUUUCAGUCUGUCACGUCUUGAGCCAUGUGAGAAAACAGACAGCAGGAGACUCGCUUUGAGCUGUGGCGCUCCGCUGUCGCUCCUUAGCCUUGGUUGGGACCCAGAGAGCAGCUUUCCCACAGCUACCGCGUGCUCUGUGGGGCCGGCCCGCUCUGCAAAGCCCGCUUCCUCUCGUGGACCCCCGCUGCGGGGGGAGGACGUCUUCCCGAGCAGGGGCUCCCCGGGGGGUCGACAGCGGAGCGGCGGAAGGAAUGAGCCCACUCCCUGAGCACCCCGCGCUCGGCCCUGCGGGGGCUGAUGUGCAGCUGUAAAGCGCGGUGUCCGGGAGACAGAAGUGUUUCUCUAUGUUUAAUUCUCCAAUUUCUUGUUGCGUUAUUGUAGCUGUUGAAUAUAUUCAUUGAGCUGAAUGAAUCCCCAUCUGGCAGAGUCCGUACCACAACAUUUGCAACUUCAGCUUCAGUUCUGGAGAGGGAAGGGAAUAAGAUAAGAAAGGGAAAUGAUGCACAAUCCUACAGAGAGUUUAACUGGAUCAGCAAGCUAGGAUCUAUGCAAGUGUUCAGAGUGAGCGCCAGCAGUUUCUUCUUGUGUCAAACUGGGAAGACUUAAAGCUUUGGGUUUAAGGUUGCACUUUUAAAAUAACUAGGUAAGUGAGUAUAGGUCCUAGUUUCAAAAAGUUACCUGGGAGUCUUAAUCUCACUGCAUGUCGUCAGGGCUUGGCUUCCAAUUGCGCUCUAAAACCAGGAUUUGGAAUCACAGUCACUUACACCAAUUCUAUUGUUGUACAGCCACAUACUUCUGACGUUUAUACUAAAAUACUUACUGAGAAAAUGGGAUUUAUCAUAGGACCACAGUAAUGCGUCAUCAAACUUGGAAAAUGUGAUACUACAGAUCAAUGGAGUUUGUGUCCAGUCCCUUUGCAAGAUGGGACUUCCAGCUUUUCCUUCGUUACUGAGGGAGGCAUCAUUGCUCGUCAGUGAAAAACCUCGCUGGAGUGGUGCUUACAGCUGCACUGACGGGGGAUUUUUUGAGCGUAUAGCAGAUGGCACCCACUGACCCAAGACAACUUGCAGAUAAUUCAUUUUCCCAUUCAGUGCAUGUCCAGUGCUCCUGGGUGACACCCCCUUCCGCAGGGAUCAGAGGCUCAGAUCUGUCAGGGUCGCAGUGGAGAACAGGAAGGUCCUCACUCACUUUUGCAGCCCUACAAGUGAGCAGCACCGUGCCCCAGAUUUCUUUUCUUCUCAGGAGACAUUAAAUGUUUGAUUAAAAGAGGUUUCCCUUUUCUCUGCACCAGCUCUGGCUGUGAAUACCUGUGGCCCCUCACUCCCCUCUGAGAAGUGCGGUGUACUGUGUGCUGCAGAGGGGGCCGGAGCAUGGGAUUGCAGCAGGUCUCCCAGACAAGCACCUGUGUCCCCCUGAUUCCAGUUAUUAAAUGGUGUAAAGCAGAACCCAAACUCAGCAGAAGUAGUUAAUACCAUAAUGUCAACCUAAGCAGGAAAACAGAUGGUUUAUACAGGCACGUCUUGGACUAAGAGUAGUUGAAGCUUCACCAAGCAGAGAUAUAGUAAACAGAGAGGGGAAAAAAAGCCAGAAACAUCAACCAUUGCUUAUCCAUUCAUGUAGAAAGUUUUUCUAGUCUUUCAUUUUUCAGGACAAAGCCACUGGAUGCUGUCCCACGCAAAAAUUAAGUCAUCUGUUUGUAAGGAUUAGCAGCUCAGAGAUUGAGAUAUUAUUCAUCUUGGGAAGAGAUAAUUUUUGACUAUCCGGGACCUACCUGAGGCAAUGCUGAAGUCAACCACUGUCGUAUACCAGAGCCGGGGGAGAGACGACUGCGGGUGCACGUGAGGAUCGGAAGGAGAGGCAAGCAGGUGCUGCGGGAGGACUGGCUGAGGCACGAGGCGAAAUAGGAGAUCUUGUUGCACCCUCUGCGCUCGCUCUCACAGUGGGACGGGCCGCGAGCAUGCUGUUUGUGCCACAGCUAAAGUCAUGGCUCAAAGCCCAUGAGCUGCGAGAUCUUCCCAGCACUUCGGUGGGGUCUGGGUAAAGCUGUAUCAGCAACUGUGGUAGGACUGGCUGCUGCUCUUUCUUCCUCUGUGCUCUUUAACCUUCGGAUGAGCCUCACUGAGUGUAGGUGUAUGCCAUUUCUUUUACAGAGACAGAAAGCCCAGUCUGUGACAUUGUCAAAAUACCUGAACUGAGCUGUGGCUCCGCUUUCAUUCCUUGCCAUUACCAGGUUCCCAUCUCCUGCCUCUGUGUCUCCUUUCCCCUAAUUCUUGCUGGCAGGGAGGCUCAGUGCUUGUGUCUCUCCGGUGACAUUCAGGGGUGCACUGACUUCGCAUCUGAUAGAAAAUGACUGUUUCGCUUGGAUACUGUUGGGAGAUCCCGGAUGCUGCAGACGGCCAGAAGCAACUCCACAAAUCCAGCCUCAAGAACUAGGUGAUUUGGAGAGCUGUGUAAAAUAUUUUUCAUGCUGGAGUUACUGCUUUGGAAGCAGCAGAUCUCUCCUAAAGCAUGGAAAAGGUGUACCAGAGGCAGGAAAGAAAUCAGCACGAAACUGCCCUUUUUUUCCAUACAAUAACUGAAGGAAAGCCGGGAUGGCUGAAGAGGAAAGCAGUAUCUCUGGCUGUCAGCACUUCCAAGAAGAGCUCCACCAAAGCGCUGAGCGGGAGGAGAGCUCUUCUGGUGGACACGGAGGACCCUCCCUGCGUCCCGUUGCGCGGGUGCCUGGGGUUCGUGUGCUGCAGGGGACAUGCAAAGCUGGAGAGAAGGGACUUUGUGCCAUCUUAAACAGCAUUUGGAAGUGAACAAAAAGCAACUGUUGAAGAUCUAAUGUUCCGCUAGACCAAACCAGACUCAGUCCCGAUGUGAUCUGGAUGCAUAUCUGCUACUGAGCCAGCUGCUCUUCUGCUUUCCUCCAGUUCCUGCAUAUUCAGGGAGGUUAAGUUGCCUUCAUUUAUCCGUGCUGCUGGGAUUUCACCAGUUUCAUGUGCGUCAGACAAGCAAUGCCUUGCAAUCUGCAGCUGAAGAUGUGCUUGGUUCCUCCGUGACACAACCACUCUUGCAAACCUAGACCAGACAAAAAAGCCACCCCGUCCUGGCGCCGCGGCCCCCCAUGCGCCUCGGCAUGAGCACGUGCGGCAGGAAGGCUCUCACCCUGCUCAGCAGCGUCUUCGCCGUCUGCGGCCUGGGCCUCCUCGGCAUCUCCGUCAGCACCGACUACUGGCUCUACCUGGAGGAAGGCACCGUCCAGCCCCAAAACCAGACGACGGAGAUCAAGAUGUCGCUGCACUCGGGGCUCUGGAGGGUCUGCUUUUUGGCAGGUGAAGAGCGUGGCCGGUGCUUCACUAUAGAAUACGUCAUGCCCAUGAACGUCCAGCUGACGUCUGAAUCGACAAUCAAUGUCCUGAAGAUGAUUCGUUCUGCUACCCCUUUCCCUUUGGUCAGCCUCUUUUUCAUGUUCAUUGGUUUUAUACUGAGCAACAUCGGCCACAUUCGGCCUCACAGGACCAUACUCGCCUUCGUGUCUGGAAUAUUCUUCAUCCUGUCUGGUCUGUCGCUGGUGGUGGGGCUGGUUCUGUACAUCUCCAGCAUUAAUGACGAGAUGCUGAACAGGACCAAGGACUCUGAAUCUUUCUUCAAUUACAAAUACGGAUGGUCAUUUGCUUUCUCUGCUAUCUCUUUCCUUCUCACGGAGAGCGCCGGCGUGAUGUCCGUCUACUUGUUCAUGAAAAGAUACACUGCCGAGGACAUUUACCGCCCUCACCCCAGCUUCUACCGUCCCCGUCUGAGCAACUGCUCCGAUUACUCCGGGCAGUUCUUGCACCCGGAUGCGUGGGUGCGUGGACGCAGCCCUUCGGACAUCUCCAGCGAGGCAUCCCUGCAGAUGAACAGUAACUACCCAGCCCUGCUCAAGUGCCCCGAAUACGACCAGAUGUCCUCGUCCCCGUGCUGAGCGCCACACGCCUCCUCACCUCCCUGCGAUGAAGAGGGCACAGUUGCGGUGUCCUGACUCCGUUUGUCAUUUUGUAGGCCACUCUUUCAGGGCAAUUCUCUAUUUAUAGAAUCAUAAAUAUAACAGUAGAAAUUGGUUAUGUAACUGAUAAUAUAACCAAGACAAUUGGGAUAUUUUCCUUUCUUUUUUUCUUUUUCCUUUUUUUUUUUUUUUUUUAAUUCUUCCCCGUAAAGCUAAAGUCUCUCUGAAGCCCUGUUCUUUCAGCUCUUCCACACACACACAACGUGCCGUUGAGCAAGCGGUACUUCUGCAUGUGGAAUAAAUCCAGGGCUGGGCUCGAUAGUAGAGAAAAGAUAAUCAAAUAGAACAAAGAACAAGAAGAAAGUGUAUUUUUUGGUUUAGGUAGGCUGCAAAAGUUUGUGCAUUUGAUUGGUUGUAUCCUUUAAUCAUAGAUUUACUGUCCUAAAGGCGAGUUGGACUACAGAAUUUGUGUAAAUUUACAAGUAACAGUCACCAUUAGAAAAAUAGAAAUUAUAACUUGAUUUGUUAUUUACUGAUUGAUAUCUCUCUUUGCUGGGUAUUACUUUUAAUCAGGCAGUAACAGGAACUAGCUCAACUAGUUCUCAAUGAGAGAGAGUUAGGUUGUUGUUUCUCUAGGGCCAUUUGCAAACUGUUCCUUAAACAUUGCAAGUUAGACCCCCGUGCACCUCAGCCCAGGGAUGCCUUUACUGUUCGGGGUGAUUCAGACACCCAGACUUACUCCAUAGUCCGAUAGUCUGGAGGUCUGAAGAGCAACUGGGAGAAUUUCAGUGCAGCUGAAAACUACCUAAAAGCUUCCCAUUGGAAAUCCUAGGCAUAGGAGUUAGGUGGAAUUACGGCUACCUGAGUAUGGCCCAGACAGAAGUGCAAAUUAUUUAAAGCCAAGAUCCCAAACUGGUUUAAAGUGGCAUAGCUGAAAUUAAUGAAGCUAGUCCACUGUAGCAAAGUAAUUGGCUCAUAUAUUAUUUUUGCAGAAUAUGGUAUUUUAGUUGCAUUUCAUACUACUUUUUUUCUGUUUUGAGUUUUUAAUUUUAAAUAUUUCAUAUGAUGCAUUUUGGUCUUAGAGGACCAAAAGCUGCCGGGGUGCGAGUAUCAAUCUAAUUGUAAAUGAAGAUUGGGGAACAAAAAGGUAAUGCUCCCUCAUGCACUCGUUUGGAAAGUGCAGGCUCGUCACCUUGCAGAAGAAAGCUUUGUCAAAAAGCUUUUGUUCUUUUAUUUCUGUUCCUGUUACUUCAAACCUUUUUGAAAUUGUCAUUUGUGCAAAACAAAACCCUCCAGGAUUCUUGGUACACUUGGGCUUGUUUCAUCUUAUUGUAAUUUAAACAAAUAGAAUAUAUGCACUUUUGACCUCAUUUGUAACAUAAUAUGUAAUGAAUGUUGUGCUGCUUCAUUAUUAUUUGUUUAUUAUUUAUUAACUACUCCAAACUAGGGUCCAAGUCCUGGAGCAGCACCCGCUAUCUGUGUUGACUGUGACGCCACAGGGUCAUAUGGGACCUCACUAUAUGUGUAUAUGCCAGACGACUCUCGUACAAGAUUAUUUCUUGUCCAGUUCCUUCAAAUAAGGAAAGUAAUGUAUAUUUAGUGUCAUUUACUCCUUAAUUUGCUAAGUUUUAAAACUAGGGCAUCUUUUUUGUACGUACAGUUGUAUUUACCUGUAAUUUUUGUAUUUCCCUCAAGCAUCUGUUUCUCAUUCUAAAAGACAGUUUGUACGUAGGUCAGCUUCUAGGAAUGGUCAAGCAUUAAAGAAAAAACAGCCAUA